UUGUGGCAAAAUCUCCCAAAGCUCAAACCCCUCUCUCCUCCCCCCACGAAAUUCGAAAUUUCCCCACUUUCACUCCCCCAAAGCCCCCAAAUGGCCGCUCCGCCGCCGGUGCUCACCCUUGCGGUGGAGAAGGGUCCGCGCAAGGGAGAGAUCUGCCAGUGCAGCGCUGGAUCCGUGCUCCGUGUCGGGCGCGUCAUCAAAGGCAACCACUUUGCCGUGCGCGAUAAGGGCGCGUCGCAGCAACAUCUCUCCAUCGAGUUCCUCCCGCCGCCCGCCGCCGGAUGGGUCGUCUCCGAUCUGGGAUCCUCCAACGGCUCCUUCCUCAACGAUGUGCCCCUCGAGCCCUUUGUUCUCACCCCGCUUUCCCAUGGGAACCUGAUCAAGAUCGGCGAGUCCACCGUGCUCGCCGUGUCCAUCCCCUCCCAUUCGGAUCUGAGCACCGCCACCGCUGCCGACCCCGGAACUAGGCGCUCCUCGCGCUAUGCGGCGGAGACGGCGGCGGUGGAGGAGGAGAAGCCCCCUGCGGCGACCCGCCGGGGCACACGGAAGAAGGCAGCGGUGGCGGCGAUCCCCGAAGUGGAGAAUGAAGUGCCGGACGCGGCGGUAGUGGUAGUGGAGGAGGAGAAGCCCCGCCGGGGCGGACCUAGGAAGGUGGCUGCAGUGGCUCCCCCUGAACAGAGGGAAGAUGGGGAGAAGGAGGCCCCGGUGGGGAGGCGCCGUGGUGGACGGAAGAAGGUCGCGGAGCCCUCUGAACCGGAGAAGGAGGAGGCCCCGCUGGCGCCGCCUGUUGGCGGGCGGAAGAAGACCACAGCAGCUGCUGAGCCGGAGAAAGGAGAUGAGGAGGAGGAAGAGGGGAAGAAGGAGGCCCCGAAGGGGAGGCGCCGUGGUGGACGGAAGAAGGCCGCGGAGCCCUCUGAACCGGAGAAGGAGGAGGCCCCGCUGGCGCCGCGUGCUGGCGGGCGGAAGAAGACCACAGCAGCUGCUGAGUCGGAGAAAGGAGAUGAGGAGGAGGAAGCCCUGCUGGUGACGCGGAAGGAGGACACGGAGCCUCCUGAACUGGAGAAGGAAGACGAUGUGGAGGCCCAGAUGAUUACACGCCGUGGGAGGAGGAAGAAUGCUCCGACGGUCGCCCCUCCACCACAGCCUGUGAAGACGGGGUCCAGAGGGGGGCAUGGAAGGUUUACAAGAGCGGCUAGUACAAGGAAGGCCGUUCUAGAGGACGAGGAAGUGGAGGAAGAGGAGGAACAUGAGGUGGCUGUGCCAAGAGAUCAGCCUGGCAAUCUGUCGACUUCGACAGCGGUAAAGGAUGGUGAAGAGGAGGAGGAGGAGGAGGAGAAGGGGGAUAAGGUGGCAGCUGACGAUGGAGAAAUCGAGGUGGCUGCAAAGGCAUUGGAGGAGGAAGUCCCCAAGGGGAGGGCUUCUGCUCAGUGUGCUGCUUCUGACAAUGAGGGUGUUGGGGAAAGGGGUGGCGGAGAAGAGGAAGAUGAUGGCAAUGGGGAUUUGCUUGGCAGUAGAGGAGAGGCUUCUGCUCAGUGUGCUGCUUCUGGCAAUGAGGGUGAUCGGGAAAUGGGUGGCGGAGAAGAGGAAGAUGAUGGCAAUGGGGAUUUGCUUGGCAGUAGAGGAGAGGCUUCUGCUCAGUGUGCUGCUUCUGACAAUGAGGGUGAUUGGGAAAUGGGUGGCGGAGAAGAGGAAGAUGAUGGCAAUGGGGAUUUGCUUGGAAGUAGAGGAGAUGUAGGAGAUGGGGCGAAGGUGGAGGAAUGUGCUGUUAGAAGCAGCCUUGAGACCAUGACAUUGCAGGAGUGGUUCGACCGGAUGGAAAAGUACCUCCCAAGGAUGAUCAACGAGGCUGCUGAUCAGAUGAUCGCGGAGUUGGAGGAGAAACAAAAGCGAGUCCAUGAGUACAUUUCAACGCUCAGUAAGAGCUCCGACCCUUCCUGAAAAUUAUGUCUUAGAUGCUGGAGAUUGACUAGAAAAUAAACUAGAGUCGCUCCCGUGGUGAUAAUCUUCACUUACUGUAGAAGAAUUGGUGUGGCGUUUGUCCUUUUGGGUAAUAUGAGUAGUUUACUAUCUGGUAUUAGUUUGAUAUGUUGACGUUUGCUCGUUGGCUUGUAAUUAGCUUAGCAUUUUGGUAUGCACUGAUGUUUCUGUGGGUUUCAGGAAGGUGUGUUAUAAUGUUGAAUACUCCCUCCGUUUUGGAACACACAGUUUCAGUAAUGAAACUGAGAGCUUGUCCCCUUGAGAAAAAUCAUAGUUUUAUUUUGUUGCAGUUGGGUACUAGAAUGGGUAAGAUAGCAUUUUUCUCUUAUUGUAACUCACUGAACUAACACCGUUGAAGCUC
Molecule: messenger RNA, 2338 nt
Organism: Triticum aestivum (bread wheat)
Lineage: Eukaryota; Viridiplantae; Streptophyta; Magnoliopsida; Poales; Poaceae
Product: ABC transporter F family member 4-like
Exons: 1
Coding region: 91-1938 (615 amino acids)
Molecular function (GO): protein binding
Source: RefSeq, a predicted model, not a curated record